GCGUGCGUGCGCGCGACGCUCUACAACUUUGCGAAAGCAUUUUUAUUUUAUUUUUUUAUAAAUAAAAACUCGUCAUUUUGAAGAAGAAGAUCAUUUCCCAUGACGAGCACAGGGGUGGUGGUGGGAGUGAAUCACCUUCCAUCAACACCGGAGCGAGGAGGAGGUGGUGGUGGUGAUGGUGGAGCGAGAUGCGAUGAUGGAGGAGGUGGUGGUGGAGGAGGUGGAGGAGGUGAUGAUGGUGCCGACGAGGUGAGAGAGAGCGUGAGAGAGGCGCUGGAUUACCGCAGCGAGUUGCUCCAACGUCUGCAACAGCUGCACCUCGCCAGCCAGCAGGUGAGCGUGAGCGGCGAGCGAACCCUUGCCGCGCUCGACAGCCACUUUGCCGGGCUCGAGGCGGCGCUGGCGGCGGCGGUGACGGCGCGCAGGGAAGUGCUGUGCGCUGCCGUGCGCGGCAUGGUGAGCGACGCGUCGCGGCCGCUGCGCGAGUGCACGCAGCUCAUCCGUCAGCGGGUGGACGCCGUCGAGGAGUUGCUCGCAGAAGGUGAGGCGGCCCUGGCCUCGUCGGGUCUGGAGCAGGAGUCGCUCCUCGCCAGCUUCACUCAGAGGUCUCUGCAGGUGCAGCUGGGCAGCCUGCCCGAGGUGCCGGCGCUGGGCGAGGUGGCGUGUGUGCGGGCCUCGCUGGACGCGUCGCUGGGACCUCGGCUCUGCUCGGUGCUCGCCGCUCACGGCCGCGUCGCUCCGCGCGCUCCUGUGCAGCUCGAGGAGACGAACGCGCGCCCAGCCGCCGUGCGUGUGCGGUGGUGUAAGGUGGACGAGGAGUUCCCCGUGCAAGAGUACGUCCUCGAGUACUGCCGCGGUCGCACGGAGGACGUAGCGCAGAUGACCAGGGUGUACUGCGGCCCCGAUGCCGAGUUCACGGUGCCCCAUCUGGAGCCGCACGCAGACUUCACGUUCCGCGUGGGGGCCCGCGAAGGAGGCCCCGAAGGCCCCAUUGCCUGGAGCGUGCCCGUCACGACCAGCACCCCGCUACCCGCGCACGAAUGGAGGCCGGACCACGCGGGGUUUGCGUUGAGCGCACGGAGGGACGUGGCGACGCGGGGCUCGGGGCCAGGGGGCACAGCCCUUUACUCGAGCCGACCCAGCCUGGCCCUCGGUCACUCCGUGAGCUUCAGGGUUGAGCGGGUGGGCCCCCUUGGGUGGGAUGACACCAUUGGGCUCUGCGUGGAGCCCCGAGCCGACGCCAAGUCCCUCCGUUGGAACGGCGCCCUCUGCAUCGCCUCCAACGGCGCCGUGAUCGUGAACGGCAAGGAGAUGACCAACCAGCUGCCCUCUCUGGCCGUCGGCAUGACGGUCACCUUCGGCACCGAGGGCCCGGAGCCCGGCUCCCCCGUGGUGCCUCCCCCGGGGCCUCUGGGCCUGCCGGCCGCUCUCCGCGGAGCGCCGCACAGGCUGCGCGUGAGCGUGGCGUGCGCUGAACGCGAGGUGGUGUCCGAAUGGCUGCUGGAGCAGGCCUGGGAGGUCCUCUACUUCGGCUGCUCCUUCACCCACCCCGGGUGGAGCGUCCUGGUCUUCUGAGCGGAAGCUCCAGCGUUGCUGCUGCCUCUGCUGCCGCUGCCGAGUCUCUCGGCGGGGCAGGACGUAGCACCGUUGCGGGGCCCGCGAUGUUUCACGAUCAAAUUCGUCGUUUGAAGGCGAGUGUCACGCUCGUGAUGCCUGCAGUUCUCGUUGUGUGCGGGAGAUCUAAUUAAUGCAUGAAUUUUCCACGGAAGGGGAGCGGUGGUGCAGCAGUUAGCUCGCUGUGCUACGAACCCGGCGACCCGAGUUCGAUUCCCGCUCGCGGCCAACACCGGUGACGAUUAUCUGAACCGUUCCUUGGCCUCGCCUCGGUCGGCUCAGCAUCAAUUGAGUACCUGGUGCGAUAUGUUAACAUUGUUAGUCGGGAGACAAUGGCACACAUGAAUAUGCGCACACGUUUACUACGCGAUGUGUAUUUGUGCGUGUGCAUCAAUGGGUUAUUUAGAUUCAUUCAAAUAAUUUUCAAUAAAAAAAUGUUUAGGCUAAAAGCGCGUCACGUUGGACGUGUUUAACGGUCAUCGAGUGAGCGCGUGCGGCAUGGAACAAGUCAAUUUGGACGGGGAGGAAUAAAUUGGUAAACGUGGAAGGACGCGGCAUGGGGGUGGUGGUAGCGUGUGUGCGGUUGCCUGCGCUACUCGCUGAGGCGGAGGAGGGAACUGUAGUGAAGAGCCGGGACGUGGCACCUCGAUCUCUGUGAGUUGUACUUCCCCCCGGCACCUCCGAUUAGCACGGUUGGCUACGUACGGCGCGAAAGAAGUUCAACACGCAUGCAAGCGAGAGAGAACGAGGGGAGAAAUAUGCCUAAACAGGUGACGCUACUUGUUUCCAGAGGCUCCUGCUCACAGCUGGGGGUCUUCUCGGUGCCUGUGGGUCAUUGUGAAUAAAACGCAGUUCAAGUGUC
Molecule: messenger RNA, 2476 nt
Organism: Lethenteron reissneri (Far Eastern brook lamprey)
Lineage: Eukaryota; Metazoa; Chordata; Hyperoartia; Petromyzontiformes; Petromyzontidae
Product: cytokine receptor-like factor 3
Molecular function (GO): protein binding
Source: RefSeq, a predicted model, not a curated record